AUGCCGCUCCCUGCGCUGCUCUGCGCGCUUUGCUUCUGCUUCUUGGCCGCGGCCGCUCGUGCCGGCUACUCGGAGGACCGCUGCAGCUGGAGGGGCAGCGGCCUGACCCAGGAGCCCGGCAGCGUGGGACAGCUCGCCCUGGCCUGUGCGGAGGGCGAGAUCGAGUGGCUGUACCCGGCCGGGGCGCUGCGCCUCACCCUGGGCGGCUCCGAGCCCGGCGCGCAGCCCGGCAUCGUCUGCCUGCGGCCGGCGCGGCCCUUCGCAGGCGCCCAAGUCUUCGCGGAGCGGGCGGGCGGCGCGCUAGAGUUGCUGCUGGCCGAGGGCCCGGGCCCGGCCGGGGCCCGAUGCGCGCACUGGGGUCCCCGCGAGCGCCGGGCCCUUUUCCUGCAGGCCACCCCGCAUCCCGACCUCAGCCGCCGCGUGGCCUCCUUCAGCUUCGAGCUGCGGGAGGAUGGGCGUCCUGAGCUGGCCCCGCAGGCCCGCAGCCUUGGAGCGGAUGCUGCCUGCAGACCCUGCAGUGAUGCCGAGUUCCUCCUGGCCGUGUGCACCAGUGACUUUGUGAUCUACGGAACCAUCCUCGGGGUCGCCCACGACACAGAGCUACAGGAAUCUGUCAUUACCGUGGCAGCUGCCCGCGUCCUCCGCCAGACACUGCCGGUUUUCCGGGUGGGAGGCCCCGGGAGCCAGGGGCAGGCCUCCAUUCGCACCCCACUGCACUGUGGCGUGCACCCCGGCCCUGGCACCUUUCUCUUCAUGGGCUGGAGCCGCUUUGGUGAGGCCUGGCUGGGUUGCGCUCCCCGCCUCCAGGAAUUCAGCCGUGCCUAUGCAGCUGCUCAUGCUGACCACCUGCACCCCUGCGAGGUGGUGCUAGACUGA
This is a messenger RNA of Rangifer tarandus platyrhynchus (Svalbard reindeer), 876 nucleotides long. Lineage: Eukaryota; Metazoa; Chordata; Mammalia; Artiodactyla; Cervidae. The record is from the annotation of a GenBank genome assembly.